Oikopleura dioica is the source of this 351-nucleotide messenger RNA. NCBI's taxonomy places the organism in Eukaryota, Metazoa, Chordata, Appendicularia, Copelata, Oikopleuridae. The record is from the annotation of a GenBank genome assembly.
AUGUCCGCCCUACUUCUUGAUCAGCUGAAUGAAAGAGACGAGUUAGUGAAUGCCAUUCAGCUCAAAAAUAGGUUUAUUUCGUUCGUGCACCGCGUGGAAGAAGUUUCCAAAUCGAGCAGGGAAGGGCGUAUGAAUACGAUUCGCGGCAUUCUCAAAUCUCUUCACGUGCCUGUCCCAACGACACUUUCACCGCACCCGUCUACUCUCGUCAUCCCCUACAUUCCAGAAAAUGGAAUACCAUCAGACGAGCAGCUCGAGGCUCUCUGCAGAUGCUUGGAGGCGAUGGCUUCAAAUUCGCGAGUAGCUCCAACACUCCUGGCCAAGUACAUCUGCUCUGUCUAUCUCGAGUAA